AUGUCUUCUACAGAACCAACAACCGAGAAAAUCCCAAAGGCUGAGGCCGAUGACGAGGAGGAUGACGAUAUCGAUGCCUUGAUCGACGAAUUGCAGUCCGAUCACGGUGAGGACGACCUCGAGGAGGAGGCUGGUGAGGCCGGUGCCUCUGCCAGACCAGUUCCAGAGGAGCUUUUGCAAACCGACCCAGCUUACGGUUUGACCUCUGACGAGGUUACCAAGAGACGUAAGAAAUACGGUCUUAACCAAAUGGCUGAAGAGAAGGAGAACUUGAUUGUUAAGUUCAUGAGUUUCUUCAUUGGUCCAAUUCAAUUCGUUAUGGAGGCUGCUGCUAUCUUGGCUGCCGGUCUUGAAGAUUGGGUCGAUUUCGGUGUUAUCUUGGGUCUUUUGAUGUUGAACGCUUCUGUCGGUUUCAUCCAAGAAUUCCAAGCUGGUUCUAUUGUCGAGGAGUUGAAGAAGACUUUGGCUCACUCUGCUAUUGUUAUUCGUGAUGGUCAACUCAUUGAGAUUCCAGCCAACGAGGUUGUUCCAGGUGAGAUCCUUCAAUUGGAGGAUGGUACUGUUAUCCCAGCUGAUGGUCGUCUUGUUACUGAGGGUUGUUUCCUUCAAGUUGAUCAAUCUGCCUUGACUGGUGAGUCUUUGGCUGUUGACAAGCACUUUGGUGACUCUGUUUUCUCUUCUUCUACUAUCAAGCGUGGUGAGGGUUUCAUGCUUGUUACCGCUACUGGUGACAACACCUUCGUCGGUCGUGCUGCUGCUCUUGUCAACAAGGCUUCUGGUGGUCAAGGUCACUUUACUGAAGUCUUGAACGGUAUUGGUACUAUCUUGUUGGUCUUGGUUAUUGUUACUUUGCUUGUUGUUUGGGUUGCCGGUUUCUACAGAACCAACAAGAUUGUUAGAAUGUUGAGAUACACUCUUGCCAUCACCAUUGUUGGUGUCCCAGUUGGUCUUCCAGCUGUCGUUACCACCACUAUGGCUGUCGGUGCUGCUUACUUGGCUAAGAAGCAAGCUAUUGUCCAAAAGUUGUCUGCUAUUGAGUCCCUUGCUGGUGUCGAGAUCUUGUGUUCUGACAAGACCGGUACUUUGACCAAGAACAAAUUGUCCCUUCACGAGCCAUACACUGUUGCUGGUGUUGACGCUGAUGACCUUAUGCUUACCGCUUGUUUGGCUGCUUCCAGAAAGAAGAAGGGUCUUGACGCUAUCGACAAGGCUUUCUUGAAGUCUCUUGCUCAAUACCCAAAGGCCAAGGCUGCUUUGACCAAGUACAAAGUUAUUGAAUUCCACCCAUUCGACCCUGUCUCUAAGAAGGUCACUGCUCUUGUUGAAUCCCCAGCUGGUGAGAGAAUCAUCUGUGUUAAGGGUGCCCCAUUGUUUGUUUUGAAGACUGUCGAGGAGGACCACCCAAUUCCAGAGGAUGUCCACGAGGCUUACGAGAACAAGGUUGCUGAGUUUGCUUCCAGAGGUUUCAGAUCUCUUGGUGUUGCCAGAAAGAGAGGUGAGGGUCACUGGGAAAUUCUCGGUAUUAUGCCAUGUAUGGAUCCACCAAGACACGAUACUGCUAAGACUGUUAACGAAGCUCGUAACCUUGGUUUGAGAGUUAAGAUGUUGACUGGUGAUGCCGUUGGUAUUGCUAAGGAGACUUGUCGUCAAUUGGGUUUGGGUACUAACAUUUACAAUGCUGAGAGAUUGGGUCUUGGUGGUGCCGGUGACAUGCCAGGUUCUGAGAUUGCUGACUUUGUUGAGAAUGCUGAUGGUUUCGCUGAGGUUUUCCCACAACACAAGUACAAUGUCGUUGAGAUUUUGCAACAAAGAGGUUACUUGGUUGCCAUGACUGGUGAUGGUGUUAACGAUGCUCCAUCUUUGAAGAAGGCUGAUACUGGUAUUGCCGUUGAAGGUGCUUCUGACUCUGCUCGUUCCGCUGCUGAUAUUGUUUUCCUUGCCCCAGGUUUGUCUGCUAUCAUUGAUGCUUUGAAGACUUCUAGACAGAUUUUCCACAGAAUGUACUCCUAUGUCGUUUACCGUAUCGCUUUGUCUUUGCACUUGGAGAUCUUCCUUGGUUUGUGGAUUGCUAUCUUGAACGAGUCCUUGAACAUUGACUUGAUUGUCUUCAUUGCCAUUUUCGCCGAUGUUGCCACCUUGACCAUUGCUUACGAUAAUGCUCCAUACGCCCCAAAGCCAGUUAAAUGGAACUUGCCACGUCUUUGGGGUAUGUCUGUCAUUUUGGGUAUCAUUCUUGCCAUUGGUACUUGGAUCACUUUGACCACCAUGCUUUUGCCAAAGGGAGGUAUCAUCCAGAACUUCGGUUCCAUCGAUGGUGUCUUGUUCUUGCAAAUCUCCUUGACUGAGAACUGGUUGAUUUUCAUCACCAGAGCUGCUGGUCCUUUCUGGUCUUCUGCCCCAUCAUGGCAAUUGGCUGGUGCCGUUUUGUGUGUCGAUAUCAUUGCUACUAUGUUCACCUUGUUCGGUUGGUGGUCCCAGAACUGGAACGACAUUGUUACCGUCGUUCGUGUCUACAUCUUCUCUUUCGGUGUCUUCUGUGUCAUGGGUGGUGCUUACUACUUGAUGUCCGAGUCUGAGGCCUUCGACAGAUUGAUGAACGGUAAGCCAAUCAAGGAGAAGAAGGAGCAAAGAUCCCUCGAGGACUUCGUCGUUGCUAUGCAACGUGUCUCCACUCAACAUGAGAAGUCCUCCUAA
Messenger RNA from Williopsis jadinii, 2694 nucleotides. It is a transcript of the gene PMA1, whose product is annotated as H(+)-exporting P2-type ATPase PMA1. Lineage: Eukaryota; Fungi; Ascomycota; Saccharomycetes; Phaffomycetales; Wickerhamomycetaceae. The record is from RefSeq and is a predicted model, not a curated record. Bases 1 to 2694 code for a protein of 897 amino acids. Gene Ontology annotation, cellular component: plasma membrane. The transcript has a single exon. Gene Ontology annotation, molecular function: ATP hydrolysis activity; P-type proton-exporting transporter activity; ATP binding. Gene Ontology annotation, biological process: proton export across plasma membrane; regulation of intracellular pH.